CCUAAGAACCCACCAACCAGGGGCUAGCUCUCAGAUAAAAAGUCCAGAGUGUAGUCCUAUUUAGUUUUAGGACCUUGUAAACUUGGUUCCAUGGCCCCCGGUGUCCCUGCUGCCGACGUGCAGAUGACGUUAGGAGGGAAGCCAGGGGGCUACUUGGGGUCGAGGAGGGCCUACGUGACGUUCCUGGCCGGCGACGGCGACUAUGUGAAGGGGGUGGUGGGGCUGGCCAAGGGGCUGAGGAAGGCGAGAAGUGCGUACCCGCUCGUCGUGGCGGUGCUGCCCGACGUGCCAGUGGCUCACCGCCAGCUGCUUCAGGGACAGGGGUGCAUCGUCCGGGAGAUCGAGCCCGUGUACCCGCCCGAGAACCACACCCAGUUCGCCAUGGCCCACUUUGUCAUCAACUACUCCAAGCUACGCAUUUGGAACUUUGAGGAAUACAGCAAGAUGAUCUAUCUUGAUGCUGAUAUCCAAGUGUUCGAUAACAUAGACCACCUCUUUGACAUGCCUGAUGGCUACUUCUAUGCUGUGAUGGACUGCUUCUGUGAGCCGAUAUGGAGCCAAACUCUCCAGUACUCCAUUGGCUAUUGCCACCAGUGCCCGGACAGGGUCCAUUGGCCUGCUGAGAUGGGAUCUCCUCCUCCACUCUACUUUAAUGCCGGCAUGUUCGUGUUUGAGCCCAAUCCUCUAACCUACGAGAGACUUCUGGAUACUCUUAAGAUCACACAACCAACCCCCUUUGCGGAGCAGGAUUUCUUGAACAUGUUCUUUGAGAAAACCUACAGGCCAAUCCCUGUUGUUUACAAUCUGGUCCUAGCCAUGCUGUGGCGCCACCCGGAAAAAGUUGAGCUUGACAAGGUUAAGGUGGUCCACUAUUGCGCUGCAGGUUCAAAGCCAUGGAGGUACACUGGGAAAGAAGUUAACAUGGAUAGGGAGGAUAUCAAAAUGCUUGUGGCUAAAUGGUGGGAUAUCUACAACGACAAGUCACUCGAUUUCAAGGCAGAGGAUAUGGUCAUAGAAGGAGAGGCCUUCGCAUGGCCUUCACCAAUCAUGGCAGGCAUGGCAGAGCCUACGAUUAACUAUAUCCCUACACCCUCUGCAGCCUGAGUGAGGCUGGGAAAGAUGUGUUGGACACGUCUCUAUGAGACGUAAUAUGGCCCAUAUACAUAUGGUUUAAUUAUCGGACAAUUAUAGAUAGUAGGUAACCAUCCACUAUCUCUAAUUAUCGCUAAAAUAGUUUUCUUGAUGGAAGAAAACUAAUGAGGUUUUGUUUAUCUGACAAGGGUCUCUAGCCUGGCUUGUUUUUUAAGCCUGUGAUAUGGUGGUUUAUGGUUUCUAUGGAAGCAUAAGUUAGAAGACUCCUUAAAGUCUCUUUGUGGAUAGAUUUUAAUCAAAUAUUUGAACAAUUAUGGUUGAAGGUAUGC
This is a messenger RNA of Elaeis guineensis (African oil palm), 1421 nucleotides long. RefSeq names its product galactinol synthase 1. The record is from RefSeq and is a predicted model, not a curated record. Lineage: Eukaryota; Viridiplantae; Streptophyta; Magnoliopsida; Arecales; Arecaceae. Gene Ontology annotation, molecular function: glycosyltransferase activity.